Dama dama (fallow deer) is the source of this 5768-nucleotide messenger RNA. RefSeq names its product kelch like family member 32 (gene KLHL32). The record is from RefSeq and is a predicted model, not a curated record. NCBI's taxonomy places the organism in Eukaryota, Metazoa, Chordata, Mammalia, Artiodactyla, Cervidae. Gene Ontology annotation, molecular function: protein binding. Bases 405 to 2267 code for a protein of 620 amino acids. The transcript has 11 exons.
UCCGCGGGGGUGCGUUCCCAGCCUGACGCUGUCGCCUAGCGCGGAGCGAGCCGGACGCGCCACCCGCAGGGCUGGCUGCUGCCUUUAUUUACUAGGAAACACCGUUUCCCCGCCGGAGAGUCGGGGAGCUCGCAGACACACACACACACACGCUCGCACACACGUUCACGGAUACACAUACGCACACACACGCUAGCGCGCUCGUUCCUCACAACUGCAUCCCCAAGCCGGCAGAGAGAAGCUUACUGCGGUUUCUCUUAACCUCGGUAUCGGGCAUCGUGGGGCGACGCACGACCAUUGUGCAUCAGUGAGAGCCAGGUGCCUACGCUGCCGCCUCGGCUGGAAUGCUUGCCGACUCCUCUGUGACCUUCUAAGGCUGAGACCCUGAGGAGCCCAGCUGGAGAAUGCCGUCUGAACGCUUCCUCAGUGUUCAAGAAAUGUUGACAGGCCAGAGGCUCUGCCAGUCGGAAUCGCAUAAUGAUAGCGUCCUGGCAGCCCUGAAUCAGCAGAGAAGCGACGGCAUCCUCUGCGAUGUCACCCUGAUUGCCGAGGAGCAGAAAUUCCAUGCUCACAAGGCUGUCCUAGCAGCCUGCAGUGACUACUUCCGGGCCAUGUUCAGCCUUUGUAUGGUGGAAAGUGGUGCUGACGAGGUGAAUUUACGCGGUGUGACCAGUCUUGGCUUAAAGCAGGCCCUGGAGUUUGCAUACACAGGACAGAUUUUGUUGGAGCCAGGCGUGAUCCAGGAUGUGUUAGCGGCUGGCAGUCACCUGCAGUUACUGGAGCUUCUCAAUUUAUGUUCUCACUAUCUCAUCCAGGAAUUAAAUAGCUUUAAUUACUUGGAUCUGUACAGACUUGCUGACCUCUUUAACCUCACUUUGUUGGAGAAGGCAGUGAUCGAUUUCUUAGUGAAACACCUCUCUGAGCUCCUGAAGAGUCGGCCGGAGGACAUUCUAACGCUGCCUUAUUGUCUGCUUCAGGAGGUUCUGAAGAGUGACCGCCUGACCUCCUUGAGCGAAGAGCAGAUCUGGCAGCUGGCCGUGCGGUGGUUGGAGCACAGCUGCCACUACCAGUACCUGGAUCAACUCCUGCAGUACGUCCGCUUCGGCCUCAUGGACGUGGACACGCUGCACGCCGUUGCCCUGUCCCACCCCCUGGUCCAGGCCAGCGAGACGGCCACGGCGCUGGUCAACGAGGCCCUGGAGUACCACCAGAGCAUCUACGCCCAGCCCGUGUGGCAGACCCGCAGGACCCGGCCGCGCUUCCAGUCGGACACGCUGUACAUCAUCGGCGGGAAGAAGCGCGAGGUCUGCAAAGUCAAGGAGCUCCGGUACUUCAACCCCGUGGACCAGGAGAGCGGCCUCCUCGCCGCCGUGGCCAACUGGAGCGAGCUGGAGCCCAUGCCCGCGGGGCGGAGCCACCACUGCGUGGCGGUCAUGGGCGACUUCCUCUUCGUGGCGGGCGGGGAAGGCGAGCACGCCAGCGGGCGGACGUGCGCCGUGAGGACCGCCUGUCGCUACGACCCCCGCAGUAACUCCUGGGCCGAGAUCGCGCCCAUGAAGAACUGCCGGGAGCAUUUCGUGCUGGGAGCCAUGGACGAGUACCUCUAUGCCGUCGGGGGCAGAAACGAGCUGCGUCAGGUCCUGCCCACCGUGGAGCGGUACUGCCCCAAGAAGAACAAGUGGACGUUUGUCCAGUCCUUCGACCGUUCCCUGUCCUGCCACGCCGGAUAUGUGGCCGACGGUCUUCUGUGGAUAUCAGGUGGAGUAACUAACACGGCACAAUACCAGAACAGACUAAUGGUAUAUGAACCUAACCAGAAUAAGUGGAUAAGCCGUAGCCCCAUGCUGCAGAGGCGGGUCUACCAUUCCAUGGCUGCUGUUCAAAGGAAGCUUUAUGUUCUUGGAGGCAAUGACCUGGAUUACAAUAAUGACCGGAUCCUCGUGCGGCAUAUAGAUUCCUACAACAUAGACACUGACCAGUGGACGCGCUGCAAUUUUAACCUGUUGACUGGCCAAAAUGAAUCUGGAGUUGCUGUCCAUAAUGAGAGAAUAUACUUAGUUGGUGGAUAUUCGAUUUGGACAAAUGAGCCUCUGGCUUGUAUCCAGGUACUUGAUGUAAGUAGAGAAGGCAAAGAAGAAGUCUUCUAUGGGCCUAGACUCCCUUUUGCUUCCAACGGAAUAGCAGCAUGCUUCCUCCCCGCUCCGUACUUCACGUGCCCUAACCUUCAGACUCUUCAAGUGCCUCACCACAGGAUUGGCACUGUCUGAAAAGCCAGUGCUCUUAAUAACCGUCAUGAACAGGAGGAAAAAAAGCCUGGCUUUUGGAUACUGGGCAUGAAAACACUCAGUGCUCAAUGCUUCCUUGUUCUGUUUUCUAGAUCUUAUUAUAUUCAGAUAAACAUAAGCAAAAAAUGAAGUUUUCUAAAAUACACGACUGAAAACGCCUGUCACUCUCCUCCGUGUGUGUCAAUAUAUAGUAUGUGUGACUUUUACUGCGGUGUUAGCUUAGAGCCAACUGAACGGUCUGUGGGUCUUUAAAGCAUUCUUUAUACACCUUGUCUAAUGAGUACUGUCCAGGACACUACCCUCUUAGUGAGGAAGUUUGUUUCACAAGUACUGCCAUCAGUGAUCUUCAGAAACAUUGUCAGUACUUAAUCUCUUUACUAAACCCUGGGUUUGCAAUUUUUCUGUUAAAAAUCCAACAUUAUACAAUACUGCUGUAGAAGCAGAGUCCUCGCCAUUAUGACAUCAUAAAUUUUUAAAUGCCAUAUUUUAUUCACGGUAAUAUGAAUAACCGAGGUGCCCUGGAACAGCAGAUGGAGGACCCGGAUUUUUCCCCUUAGUUGCUCUGUGACCUUGGCUUAACUUUACAGUGCUUCAGUUUUCUCACUUUUUAAGGAGGGCAAUUAUUGAUUUACGUAUCAAUUCAGAAGAACGUUGUUAGGAUUAGACAAAUACUCUGAAGUACUUUGCCUAAGAAAAAAUAUCACUCAAAUUACAAGGCAUUUUACCGUCUUUAGAACUUUGUAAUUGAACCGGGAGAUUAUUUUUGAAGUUUAAAAAUUACUGGAUAGAACUUGGAAGACAUGCUAUGAGAUGAUUCUGAAAAGCGUGUGAAAGAGACAUACUAAUUAGAAAACAGGGAGUUUACCAAAGCCAAAGUUUCCUACACUUUUACAAACCCUUGCCUCAAAUUCAUUUAAGACUGUUUAGUGAAAAGUGACAUUUUAAAGCUCAAAAAAAAAUUAGUUGGACUAACUUUGGUAUCAUAAAGUGCUUUGACAUAAAUUUGAACCUAGAAUUGGUAGUUCUAAUAAAAGUUUUUCCACUUUGUUAAAGGUUAUGUCAAUCUUCAGCGCUUGUGGGACUCUUCUCCAUCACCAAUACAUAUUACUACCAUUUUUAAUAAUACACAAGAAUUUUUUCAGGCUAGGUUUUUGGAUUUGCUUUGUCUAUAACAAAAAGUUAAAAAAUUAAACAACUCAGUAAUCGUAUUUGAACGUAAAUUCCACAACUAUAAUGUGAGUUUUCCCCCUUUCUCUAAUCUUGUUACGAUAAGUCACCUUUCUUAAAAGGAAGAUUUCACUUUUUUUCCUUGGUAUAGUUUAAGCAUUCAGCAAUCCUUGGCUUAUAGGAAACUGUCAUUUUGUUCAUGUAGCCACUUUUAGUAAGCAGAAGUGAAUGAAAAUAUUUUUUAUCCUAAAUCCAGAAAUCACUAACUUUAUAUAUUAUAUAAUACCUAAAACACUUAUUUUAAAUAUGUAUUAAAUAUCAAUAUAUUAAAAAUAAAUAUAUAAUUUUUGGCUGUUCAGAUUAAGGGGGGAAGGGAGACUAGGGUAAGAAAAAGAGUGGUAAAAUUUUAAAAGAAAAGAUUUUAAGUUUAGACAAAAAACCUUAGAGGAGUAUUUGUACAGUUCUGAAAGUUGAUAAUUGAUAUUUAGAAGGAAAACAGAGUCUCUUUAUAAGGUAUAAACCAUCUAAAUUUUAAAAAAUGCCUUACUUACACAGUGUGAGGAGAGUGGACUCCAACAUUUCAGAAAUCUUUCCAACAAGGACCUACACAAUUAUUUCCGAUUUACUAAAAUUUCUACUUGACACACAGAUUUCUUCAGGAAUUUUACCUUAUAAAACAAUCUAUUUUUUUAAACAAUCUAUUUUUAAUCCUAGAUUCUCCACCCAAUUAUUAAAAGGGAAAUGGUCUUGACGUGAACUUGACUGAUAAAUGGAAAGGCAGUCUGAGAUUAUUCUCAUUUGUGAAAACUUCUAACCAUUUAAAACAAAUCAGUAUAUACUAUCAAACCUUUCCUUGUAUAGUAUUACUCAGUAAUAACUGUAUAAUUGUACAAUAGUAAUGAUACUAUAAAAUUGAAGUCAAUUUUUAUAUAAAUUUUACAUAAUUUUCAGAAACAUAUAAUUGUAAACAAAGAAUAGCAUCCAAAGUACAGAAACCCUUCCCCACAAAGAAAAAAACCCAGAUCACUUAGAAUUUGAUCCUGUCCGUCAAAUUACCAAUCAUAAGAGCUAAUAAGAAAAAUUCUAGAGAACAAUGGUUGGUCAUAAAAAUCUAAGUCCACCGAAACUAUUCAAAUACAUGUUUUCUACUAUAUUGAACUAUUCCACAGUAAUACAUCUUCCAUUUGCACUCUUCAAAGACCAUAUUGUAUUUAUUAAUACAUUUGUAUUUAUUGAUUUCAAUUUCCAUAAAACCAUGAAACUUAAAACAAUUUAAAUAUUACUUCAAGAUUGUACUCUAAAAAAGAAAAAGCAGUAACACAGAUAUUAGCAGUUUUCUUACUCUACCAGGAAAAGUCAGAAAAGACAUGAAUCUCUAAAAUUAUAUGUAUGUAAAAUGCAGUAAAAUUCUUUAGAUCUUUAAGAGCAAAAUGCCAGUUUGUUAUUUUUAGGGUAUUUUCCACACCAUUUCUCUCUGUAUUUUCCUCACAGGGUAGCCAUAUGUAUGUUGUAUACCCUCAGCCAUUAAAAUAGCUGAAAACUUACCUUUCUUUUAAGGCAGAGUAUAAAAGCAACAGGAGUAAGUAAGAUAAAAAAUAUUCCUCUAGGUAACAUGGUUCGUUUUUAUUUUGCUUUUCAAAGAGUCAAUCUGUCAUAAAGAGGAAGUUGAAUAAUCACAAGUGCAGUGCAAGUUGAAUAUAUGCAUUUUUAUUAUAUCUCAUUACUUUGUACACAAAUAACUUAAAACGUGUGUAUAAAAUAGAAAUGCCCGGAAUUUUUCUAAAAGCAUAAUUCACAAGUGCAAUGAACUGGGUAACUGUCUUCACACCAAAAACUUCAAUAAGCAGAAGCUGGUCUGUUCUAAUCAUUUGAUACUGAUUUUGGUAAACUGAACAAUAUAGUUUAUCACAGAAUCAAAACAUAAAUCUCAUGUCUUACAUCAAAUAUGUGAAAGAAUGUACUAUUUUGCUAGUUCCCCAACUGUUUUACACAAACAGAGCCUAUUAUUUAUAGUAGCAUACUCUCCACUUGACUGACAAUGCAAUAUUUUUAACCCUAGGAGGAGGAGGCAGGAGAUCAGUUUUUGGAAGAUAAAAGGUUUAUGUAAAAAAAAAAAAAGAGUAUGAAUCAAAACCCAGUGGUUUAGAACAGAUAACACAGUUUUUGGUGAAGUUUCUAUGAUAUCUGCCUUUUAUCUCUGAAAAAAAGUGUUAAGUUGAUGCGCAGAACUUAGAGAAAGUAGUUUUCUUAAAGGUUUUUCCCAACUGUAACAGCUUGUCAAAUUCUUAUAUGAUUAUAUAAUCCUAAAAAUAAAAA